Schistocerca piceifrons (Central American locust) is the source of this 1971-nucleotide messenger RNA. RefSeq names its product ubiquitin carboxyl-terminal hydrolase 14 (gene Usp14). Gene Ontology annotation, molecular function: protein binding; proteasome binding; cysteine-type deubiquitinase activity. The record is from RefSeq and is a predicted model, not a curated record. Lineage: Eukaryota; Metazoa; Arthropoda; Insecta; Orthoptera; Acrididae. Gene Ontology annotation, biological process: proteasome-mediated ubiquitin-dependent protein catabolic process; regulation of proteasomal protein catabolic process; protein deubiquitination.
UGGAACAAGCGAAGCUACAUCUCUGGAAGUGACUGAUGAAUUUUGUGUUGUGGUGUGUGUUUAGAAAUGAAAUACUGACCCCGUAAGCAUUGUCACUUCAGUGUCUCUUGUUUGUGCAGCGGGGGUGUGAAAAUAUUCGAUUAUCGUAACUGCUUGCUACACUCAUUUUUGUAAUGCCAACUUACAAAGUGAAAGUGAAGUGGGGUAAGGAGACAUACACUGAUGUUGAAGUCAACACAGAUGAAGAUCCUCUGGUGUUCAAAGCACAGAUAUUUGCCUUAACAGGCGUUCAGCCUGAGCGACAAAAGGUAAUGGUGAAAGGCACAACAUUAAAAGAUGGUGAUUGGGGAAAUACAAAAUUAAGAGAUGGUGCAACUAUAUUGUUGAUGGGCAGCAAAGAAGAGGAUGUUCCAGUAGAGCCUACAGAAAAGCCAUUGUUUGUAGAGGAUAUGAAUGAAAGUGAACUAGCAUCUGCACUCGACUUGCCUGCGGGUCUGACUAAUCUUGGCAAUACUUGUUAUAUGAACGCAACAGUGCAGUGCCUCAAGACUGUCCCUGAGCUACGAGAGGCACUGAGGGACUUCAAGGGAGGUGUGACAUUAUCUGGGGAAAUGAUUCCUGCACAGUCAAUUACUGCAGCUCUUAGAGAUUUGUAUGAGUCAAUGGAGAAGGGAGCCACUAUUCCUCCUAUACUAUUGUUGGAAGUGUUACACAUGGCUUUUCCUCGGUUUGCUGAGAAAAGUGAACAUGGGGGCUUUACUCAACAAGAUGCUAAUGAGUGUUGGACAGAAAUGGUGAGAAUGUUGCAGCAGAAGCUACCACCAAAGACAGCUGAAGGCCAAACUUCUACUUUCAAGUCACUGGUAGACCAGUACUUUGGUGGUACCUUUGAUGUUGAAUUGAAGUGUACAGAGUCCGAAGAUGAACCUCCAAGUCACAGCAUAGAAAACUUUCUGCAGCUGAGUUGCUUCAUAUCGCAAGAUGUCCGAUACAUGCAUUCAGGCUUAAGAUCUAAAAUGCAAGAACAGAUUACAAAACUUUCUCCCUCUUUGCAACGAGAUGCAGUCUACACUAAGACAUCUAAAAUCAGCAGGCUUCCAGCAUACCUAACCGUGCAGUUUGUGAGGUUUUAUUAUAAAGAAAGAGAAGCAAUAAAUGCCAAAAUUUUGAAAGACGUUAAGUUUCCUUUGGAUUUUGAUGCGUUUGAGCUGUGCACACCUGAACUUCAACAAAAAUUGACACCCAUGCGCUCCAAAUUUAAGGAAUAUGAAGAUAAGCGAGUGGAAGAAUCACAGGCUGACAAGACGGAUAAAGGAGACGAUGGAGAGAAAGCGAAAAUGAAGGCUGUGCCUUUUUGGUUUGAAAAUGGUGAUUGGCACUGUGCAUAUGUUUUGCUGUACGGUCCCCGUAUAUUAGAAGUUCCUGCUGAAGAAUCAGAAACCUCUGCUUCUGCUUCAUCUUCUGUUAACACGCCAUCUGUUCUUCUUUAAUUUGAAACUUGAACGCAAACAUUAGUGAAAAAUGUUUAUAAUCAACAAAGAAAAGAAACUGCAUAACAGUGGAAAUCGCGUCUCUGAACUUCAUUUUUUAUGUGCUUGUUUUGAAAGUGAGUGUGGUACCAAUGAAAUUUCAUAGAAACUAAACAUUGAGAAAGUUUUAAGUGUGCCAUUUCUUGAAUAUAUUGUCAGUUUUCCAUAUUCUUAAUGUUUUCUAAAUUGUUUAUUGACUUGCCUGCAUUUAUCUUUUGGUUGCCCUUCAUUCCUAAACUGCUUUGUUGAUGGAGUUACUGCUAGCAUCUGUGCCUGCUGAGGCCUAAGUGUUCAAUUGGAGCUAUCCAGUAUGUUGGGCAUCAAACUUUGUGGCAAACCGGGCACAUUCAUCUGUGUGUAUAAAUUAUUAUUUGGUCUUGUAAGAGCAGUUUUGUUGUCAUGUCUGUGAUUGUAAUGCAAUACAGUGAACUGAAAACUGAAA